Messenger RNA from Episyrphus balteatus (marmalade hoverfly), 3938 nucleotides. It is a transcript of the gene TTLL4A, whose product is annotated as tubulin monoglutamylase TTLL4. Gene Ontology annotation, molecular function: tubulin binding; tubulin-glutamic acid ligase activity. Bases 332 to 3403 code for a protein of 1023 amino acids. Gene Ontology annotation, biological process: microtubule cytoskeleton organization; protein polyglutamylation. Gene Ontology annotation, cellular component: cilium. The record is from RefSeq and is a predicted model, not a curated record. The transcript is spliced from 12 exons. NCBI's taxonomy places the organism in Eukaryota, Metazoa, Arthropoda, Insecta, Diptera, Syrphidae.
AACAACGAGUUCGUUUGUGUUGAGAGGGGGUGCGCGUAGCUCCAUAGACGCACGUUUUUAAUUUUCCUUCCCUAAUUAUUUGGUUUUUUGAAUUUUAUUUUCUAUUAUAAUAGUUAUAUCCUUAAAAAAAAGUAAUAACUUGAAAGAAAUUCUCAAUAAAAGUUGUUAUUCAAAUAAUUCGCAGUGAAAUUAAAAUAAAUCCUUGUAUAUUUAUUGAUCAAAAAAAGAAAUCACGAACCACGUUCUUAGAAUUUUGCAUCCAUAAAAUACUUGAAAAAAAAAUAAAUAUAUUUAAAAAAGAGGUUUUUCAAACCAGACCAAUAAAAAAAAAAUGAAUAAUUCAAAUUUUCAUAAUAAUAAUUCAGAGAGCAUUUUUGAUCUUGAAGAUUCCAUUUACUUUCAUCAUGAACAUUUAACUGGAAUAAAACAAAUAAGAAAACAUGGCAUGCCUCCUCCUCCACCUAGGACUGCAUCGCUUUAUGGGCUAUCAAGCUAUUAUAAACUUGAUAGGAUUAAUGAAUCUUAUCAGUAUAGCAAUAAACAUAUUACCAAUAAUAAUAACGACAAUAUCACUACAUCUCACAACUUACCAAAAAAUAGCAACAAUCUUGUUGAUCACCAGCACUGCAACAACUUUUAUUCCAAUUACAAUAAUCACAUUCACCAUCAACAACAUAAAGAACAUCCACGAAGAGAACAAACGCUACACCAUCGAAGACGCCCUUUAGCACCAACAAGAGAAUCCAAGUUUAAGAUGUCUGUCUUAACAAAAGACUCGAAUAUUGUUACGCAAUUUGACGAUGAAAUCGACGAUAAUUUAUCAGCUGUACUACGCGAAAAAAUGCCCAACAAUGACAUUCUUUACAAUGAAGAAAAAUGGCUAUGUGGCGACUAUAAUCCUGAAGUGUAUCCUGAAAUGUUCAAAGCUCACCAAACGCCAGCCUAUCGAUUAUUAGAUAAUCAAAAGGACAACAAGUUUGCUGAGCGAACUAAUUCAAAACGAAAAUUUCGUACUCGCAGCGAAUCUGAUCCGAAUGAGAUUUGCGGCGAGGGUGCCUGGUCGAACCAGCAGGAGACUCUAUCUGUGAUAGAUGACGGUGGAAAGUGUGAUUUAGCAACUAAAUUAAAAAGCGUCGAUGAACGCCGCAUCAUUAAACUUCCUGCCACGCCCAAAAGGCAUUCUCCAGCACGCGUCCUACUCUACAAUAAUACUCCGAGCCCGAGAUCACCACGACAUGUUUUCAAUAGCAAUUUAAAUGCUCGUCGUUCCUCACCGGUUAAUCGGCGAAGAGGAUCUUCACUCACUCGCCUGCACGAGUAUCGCCGAAGUAGGACAAAAUCUCCGCAACUAUCGCGUAUAACGACAAGCGAUGAUUCAGCUGCUGAAUAUGAAGUCUACUCUCGCAAGUCGAAAUCUGUUGAUCCGACUCCAACUCAUGGGAGAAUACGGCCGCCAAGCUGUGCGCAUCAUGCUUCUCCAGAAAAGUUUAAAGUUUUUUCUCCAAACAAUAGGAAGCGCUUAGAAUACCGUCGUAGCAGCUGUAGUAGCGUCGAAGAUGAUCUUGAUGUCUCCGAUCGGGAGAAAAAUGCUCAGGAUGAUAGCUUUGAGUCGGAUAGCUCAUCUUCAUCAGAUUCCGAUGAAGACGGGUACAGAUCGCAUGCGUACAAAAAUAGUAAUAAUGGCGAUAAGUUCACUUCACCUUUGUGUUCCGUUUUUAAGCCCGUAACUAAUUUAUCAGCGGAAUCUUCUGAGGAAAAUUUAGUUAAUCCAAAAUCUCUGCUAGUACCUAGUCUUUUUCCAAACGUUCCACCAUACUUAGCAUUUUCAUCGAAUACUGAAAAAGGUCCUGAAGUUCCACCAGAAUUAUUUAAAAUUCUAAAAUGGAAGGUAACGAAUGUGAUGCCAAAAUUGGUCCGAAAUGUCCUUUCAAAUACAGGUGUUAGAUUAUUAAAGAAGACAAACGACUGGAUGGGAACUUGGGGAAAACAUAUGAAGAGUCCAUGUUUUAAAACAAUUCGUCCAUACCAGAAAAUUAAUCAUUUGCCAGGAUCAUUUAAAAUUGGUCGCAAAGAUUCAUGUUGGAAAAACUUGCAAAAACAAAUGAUUAAAUACGGAAAAAAGGAAUUCGGUUUUAUGCCUAAAACCUACGUUAUUCCAGCUGACUUAAAUUUACUACGUAAAUCCUGGCCAAAAUACGCACAACGUAAUGUUAAAUGGAUAAUCAAACCUCCGGCAAGUGCCAGAGGAACGGGAAUCAGGGUAGUUAAUCGUUGGGCACAAAUACCCAAACGAAAACCAUUAAUUGUUCAAAGAUAUAUCGAACGUCCACUUUUAAUUAAUGGAAGUAAAUUUGAUCUUAGAUUAUAUGUGUUAGUUACAUCAAUUAAUCCACUACGAGUUUAUAUGUAUCACAACGGAUUGGCGAGAUUUGCUUCUGUGAAAUACAGUGCAAAAGCAGACACUUUAAACGAACGAUGCAUGCAUUUAACCAAUUACAGCAUCAAUAAGCUUUCUUCAAAUUAUUCUAAGAACGAGGACGUAAAUGCUUGUCAUGGUCAUAAGUGGACAAUAAAAUCGCUAUGGGCAUACUUAUCAAAUAGAGGAAUACGAACUGAUCGUUUAUGGGAUGCAUUAAGAAAUCUUGUCAUGCGAACAAUUCUUGCAGGAGAGCAUUCUAUCAACACUAUGAUCAAACUUAACGUCGAAAGCAAAUACAGUUGUUUUGAAUUGUUUGGCUUCGAUGUACUUCUAGAUGCUGAAUUAGUCCCUUGGUUGUUGGAAGUCAAUAUUUCUCCAUCAUUGCAUUCAGAAUUGCCAUUGGACGCUCAUGUAAAAGCGCCUUUGGUUCAAGGAGUCUUAAAUACUGCCUUAUAUAAUAUCCCUCCUAAAUUAUCACCAGAAAAACAAAAAGAAGUUGCAAGCAAACUAGGAGUGCGCUCAGGUCCUCUGUGUUUUGAUAAACGAAUGUAUGUGAAUUAUUUGUCAAGGACAGAAAGGCUGAAACAUAAUCAAUACACAAGGAAAUCAUUAGAAGAUCGAGAUGAUUACAUCACGGCGAUUCUUGAAAACCUUACACCUGAUGACAUUCGAUGUCUCGUCGUGUCCGAAGAUGAACUUGCUCGCUGUGCUCCUUUAGAACGAAUUUUCCCCACAAACAAUACGCACAAAUACCUUAAAUAUACGGAAGUUCCACGCUACUAUAACCGUCUUUUAGAUGCCUGGGAAACUCGUUAUUCGAAAAAUCGUCAAGAAGGCAUUAAACUCCUACAAGAGUACUGUGAACAAAAGUACCACUUGGAAGUUCCGCCCUCGCCAGCUCGCAAAGACUCGAACGCUAAUACCGACAACUCGGUCGACACUGGCCUUGACGACAGCAGUAAAGUCUAUCAAGCGAAGGAAUAGAAGGCACAUACUGAAUUCAUAUCAUCAAAUGAAGCAGCUACAGCGUCAAGCAGAAGAUAAUUACUCGGACACGGAAACGGAGGAGGAGCUUUAAGCUUUAGUGGAUGUCAUUUUUAUGCAAUGUUGUUAAUAUACAGAAAACAUGUUUUUUUUCGAAAUGACAAAUUAAAUUUAACAAAAAGUUUGGACGGUUUAUAUUUAUAUAUCAAGACUGAUUCGUCGUAAUUUUGUUGAGAUUCAGCAAACCUCCAUUAGUUAACUUUUUUUUUUCUUAGAAAAAUAUAUCGUAGGCUCUUGUACAUAGUUAUCGAUAAAUAGCAGAAAACACAGUAAUGAUUAAAGAUAAAAUAGUUGUUUAAAUUAAUUUUUGUUUUCUCCAUUCUUUUACAAAAUGUAGAGUUUUAGUUGUUACGAAGGUCAGUACCCAAAUAUACAUAAAAUAUUUACGAAAUAUAUGUCAUUUCAUAUCAAUUAUAAUGCAAUAAAAUUCUCAACACAAGAAAGCCUACGAAAUGGGGUUUUAAAAAAAUAUCUU